AUGAUCAAUCUUGAGCCACCCUUUCAGCCGCCGUGUGGUACAAGGCAGUUGGUAACUACGAAGACAUACUCAACCAGCACUUGUUACUAUGAAUGCUACCAAAAGAAACUGAUGGACGUUUGUAAUUGUCGUUUUCUUGGUAUGCCCUAUAGAGGGGAGUUUAACGUAUCAAGGUUUUGCAACACCGAAGAGAUACGAACCUGCAUCCUGCCCUCAACUGGUAAAGGCAUUUUUCUAAACUCCGUGGAAGAACGUCUCAGCCCAAGUGAUUGUGAUUGUCCUGUACAAUGUGAGCAGAUCAAGUAUGGCUUGGUGCUCUCCUCGGCAUAUUUCCCGUCACCUCAUUUCUGGGACGCACUUUACAAAUUCUUCAAUAAAAGUGAGAACGGGACCGCAACAGAUGCCCUGCAAGAGAUAAUCAGGAGACACUUAUUGAAGCUGAACAUUUUCUACGAAAGUCUGUCAACCGAAGUCACUAAAGAAAAGCCAGCCUACGAUAUCUUCGCCUUUGGAUCGGACAUGGGUGGUACCAUGGGGCUGUUCCUUGGCUGUAGUCUUCUGACAUUGUUUGAGUUUUUAGAUCUGCUCAUUAUGGCUUCAUUCAGGUUUUACGCGGUAAAGAAAGCUGCGUCAAAAAAGGUCAACCACAAAUCAGAGGCUUAUGAUGACUCCGUGUGAUGAAAAAUUACUUAUGCUAGACUUAGAACGAGGAAACUUCAAAAACUACGGGCUACUCGCCUUGUUUCGCCUCAACUCUGGUACACUAGGAAACAUACAGGCUAGAAUUCAAGAGAAACGCAAGAAUUAAAAACGAAAUAACCUCAGUAUUUUGAAACUCCGUUAGGAGAAAACUGAACAGAUUGUAAGCAGAGAGACAAUACAUGCAAAGUUGUUUAGUUUCUUUUGGCACGGAAAUUUUUUUCAAGGAAAGUGGCAAUUUUAGUAAACCCUAACCCUAACCCUAAACAAAAUCCGGUAAGAAAUCGAGUAAUUUCAGUUUUUUUGUGGACAAAAACCUUGUACCAGAAUAAUUUUAGGUAUUUCACAGUCCUUUUUACAU
Molecule: messenger RNA, 1060 nt
Organism: Orbicella faveolata
Lineage: Eukaryota; Metazoa; Cnidaria; Anthozoa; Scleractinia; Merulinidae
Product: acid-sensing ion channel 1B-like
Biological process (GO): sodium ion transmembrane transport
Cellular component (GO): plasma membrane
Molecular function (GO): ligand-gated sodium channel activity
Source: RefSeq, a predicted model, not a curated record